AUGACACACUCCACGCUGCCCGGGCCGACGGGCCACGCCUCCCGGCCCGGGGCGGAGUUGACGCCGCCGAGCCCGCCCCGGCCCGCGCCCGCCAAUCGUGCGGUGUGCUCAUCUUUUGCCACAGGCCCCAGACAAUACGAUGGAACAUUCUAUGAAUUUCGUACCUAUUGUCUUAAACCUUCAAAGAUGAAUGAGUUCCUGGAAAAUGUUAAGAAAAACAUUUAUCUUCGGACAGCUCACUCUGAAUUGGUUGGAUGUUGGAGUGUAGAAUUUGGAGGCAGACUGAAUAAAGUGUUUCAUAUUUGGAAGUAUGAUAAUUUUGCUCAUCGAAGUGAAGUUCGGAAAGCCUUAGCCAAAAAUAAGGAAUGGCAAGAACAAACUCUUAUUCCAAAUUUGGCUCUCAUUGAUAAACAGGAGAGUGAGAUUACAUAUCUUGUACCAUGGUGCAAAUUAGAAAAACCUCCAAAAGAAGGAGUCUAUGAACUGACUAUUUUUGAGAUGAAACCUGGUGGGCCAGCUCUGUGGGGUGAUGCAUUUAAAAGGGCAAUCAAUGCCCAUCUUCAUCUAGGCUACACAAAACUAGUGGGUGUUUUUCACACAGAAUAUGGAGCACUCAACAGAGUUCAUGUUCUUUGGUGGAAUGAGAGUGCUGAUAGUCGAGCAGCUGGAAGACAUCAGUCUCAUGAGGAUCCCAGAGUUGUGGCGGCUGUUCGGGAAAGUGUCAAGUACCUAGUGUCUCAGCAGAAUAUGCUUCUGAUCCCUGCGUCAUUUUCACCAUUGAAGUAAUUAUCUACUGAACUACCAUUUCAUUAACUGGUGUAAAAUGUGUCUGCUAAUGAUGCUUACAUUCUCCCAAGAUGUUCUCACUUUUAUUUGCAGGAGGUGGUAAGUUAAUUUGCUGUGUUUAUUGAGUUUUUGAAAGCAGCCUCUGUCUGUAUUUUAUUCCCACCACUUCAGAACAUAGUUUUGUUCAUUUAUUUAUUGUACAUUAGAAAUCGUCACUACUUCAUGAUCUUGAUUCGUUUUAGAACAACUCUUCUUCUGUAUCUGAUAACUGUGCUUUAUAGCAUAUUCUUAUAUUCAAAUAAUGAUUUUACAUGUCCUUACCUGACAAUAUUUCUAAGUUAUUUAUAUACAAUAUCUUUUUAUCAUGUCUGUUUUUUCUGAGGUUUAAAAAUUUUUGUGCCAAGUAAAGUUUAUUUUGUGAUAUCAAAUGAGAUUUAUAAAAAUACCAGAUCAAAUAUAUUUCUUUACUCUGGAAAAGUACAGUAUCACAUGUGUCAUCUGUAUUAAUUAUGAUUUUCACAUCAAAUAUUUUCACUCUAACUUGGAAAGUAAUGUAAUUAGGUCAUGUCAUUAAAAAUCUGAAGAAGACUUGUUGGUUUAUAUGCUGAAAUGUAUUCAUUUGAAAUUAAUUUUACGAAUUUUUACUUCAUUUUGGAUCACUAUUUAACAAAGAUCUGAGGACAUUUAUUUGUUUUAAAGAGAUCUUUAUGGUUAUAGAAAUGCUUGCUCUAAUAAAAGCCUAUAUAUCCAU
Galeopterus variegatus (Sunda flying lemur) is the source of this 1537-nucleotide messenger RNA. RefSeq names its product protein NipSnap homolog 3A-like. Gene Ontology annotation, cellular component: mitochondrion. NCBI's taxonomy places the organism in Eukaryota, Metazoa, Chordata, Mammalia, Dermoptera, Cynocephalidae. The transcript has 6 exons. The coding region runs from base 1 to 786 and encodes 261 amino acids. The record is from RefSeq and is a predicted model, not a curated record.